Messenger RNA from Suillus paluster, 4532 nucleotides. RefSeq names its product glycosyltransferase family 1 protein. Gene Ontology annotation, molecular function: hexosyltransferase activity; UDP-glycosyltransferase activity. Gene Ontology annotation, biological process: carbohydrate metabolic process. Bases 97 to 4527 code for a protein of 1476 amino acids. The record is from RefSeq and is a predicted model, not a curated record. The transcript has 18 exons. Lineage: Eukaryota; Fungi; Basidiomycota; Agaricomycetes; Boletales; Suillaceae.
CUGCUAAUUCAAAUAGGGAAUAACCGCCAAGUCUGCCGCAGAUAUCUACCUUCGGCCCCGUGAACCACUAUCUGGCCUCAGCCUGAACAAGCCAGCAUGUCCAAGUUGUCCCCUUGGAAUCCCCUGGCUCGUAGUACAACAGUCGAAAUUCAUCAGGAACGUGAAACCCCGCCCCAAGAUGAUUUGCGUUUGCUAGACCAGGUCGAACAAGACGAGGAAUCCUCGUCAUCUCCACAAAGUCGGGCGAAACGGCUUGCGCUUAGAACCAAGGAUUUCGGCAAGAGUAUUGGUGCUAGAGCUCAGUCACCAAGUUCGCCUAAAUCCAGCGGAGAGCACAGGCGUAUGUUUAGUCUGAGUCGCAAAGGCAAAGGCAGAGAGCCGUCGGAUCACACCGAAGUAGUCAUUGGACCUAGUACCUGUUCGCAGAUGCCUAGACAGGUACUUUCCAAUGGAAACACAGACACAGGCGCCCAGUCGUCAGAUCAUCUCGCUCAAGAUGACUCACCCUUCAUUAGACCUCGUUCACCCUCUCCACUCCGUAGCAGGCCGUCAUUACAGGCAUUCCGAGGAACUGGCUCUAUGCGCGCAGGAACUCAAACUCUCAUUCAAGCUCUACAAGCUAUGCCAUGGGCAAAUAUAUCAGAUCAGGACGACGACCUUGCUAAUGUCACAGCACCACAGGGAGAUGAAGAUAGCGACGAUUCUGGAGCAGUGCCCAUGGCUUCCUCUAUUCAUGCCAUUUAUCGUCCUGUUGCGCGUUCGAGAAGGACGGAAGCAUCCUUGUCAUCACGCAUUGCAUUGCCAUCGCAAGCGGAAGGUCACGAAGGAUCGGACGGAGAUUUGGAUGUGACUUCUACCUCCGAAGAGGAUGCUGAUACCGAGGACUUUGAAGCUACCACGCCCCGCCCCGCAGACGUACAGGAGCCACAACUCACCGCACCAGAGCUGCCGACGGCUUACCGACCUGGGGUACUCAUGAGACGCAAGGCUUCUAGCCAUGCUGCGAGUAUCACAACUGUCAAAGUCGCACGGAGGGCACGCCUAGCUGAGAAAUUAAAGGAAAUCUUCGAGUUGGAUGCCAUUGAUGAAGUUCUAGCCGAAAUGCCUUGCUGGUUGCUUCGCUCUGUUUUGUUACAGGGAUAUAUGUACCUCACUAACUCUCAUUUAUGCUUCUUUGCGCAUAUGCCCAGUCGAGAGGAUCAAAUUCUCAAGUCAGGCACACUCAGCAAGAGGGCUAACCGUACUAAGCUCUGGACAAAGCACUGGUUCGUGCUCAAGAAUGACGCCCUCUCUUGGUAUCAGUCUUCUUCAGACCCAUAUUUCAUACAUGGUAUAGUGGACCUUCGCUAUGCGAUCUCUUGUGAUCCAUCUGGAGAGAAGGAGAUACGUCUCCGAACCAACCAGAAGAACCUUCUCAUGUCCGCCGAUUCAAUUCCUAGUCGAGAGGAAUGGGUGAAGGCCAUACGAAAAGUCAUCUUCAAGGCACAGAAUAUGGGUGACACUGUUAAGAUCGCAAUUCCUUAUUCGGCCAUUCUUGAUGUCGAAAAGUCAUCAGCGAUGGACUUCAGUGAGACUAUCGAUGUCAAAGCCUUUGACAAGGAGCACUUUUCAGUGGACUCGUAUUUCUUUGCUUACUUCCAGGACUUGCCGGUCGCAUUGGAACAUAUUCGUGAUGCUGUGCGCACAUACCGUUCCUUGGUCCCCAGGUCGCCUCUGGCAUUAUUGGACACCACCUCCACCCGCACGCCCCUCCCUUCCGCCACUCAUGGUAUAGAUCGCGCUAAGAGCCUCCCAGCACCGGACACGCGUUUCGGCUCCGCUUUCAGAUUAUCGUCUCUUCUACGACCAUUCCAGGACUCACUCCCCGCUUCCUUGGGUCGCAUUAACAGUGCAUCGGGCGCUCCCGAUUCUACCGAAGGGCCUGACGAGUACACUCACAUAUCUAAGAGAUCGGGUUCUUCCCUGGUGCCCAUUACCGCAUCUUCACCUGAAACAAUAUCUUCCCCAGAUUCGAGUAGGGCACUUCACGCUCUUCCCAGAGCAUCCACAAUCGCCAUUCCGACAGACCACACUUAUCCUCCUUCCACAUCUGUGAGUGAUCUAGUUUCCAGUCCAACAGCGAAGUCUAUCACAUCAAGCGUUCCAUGGAACGUGGGGGUACCCUCAUGGCUCAAGGUCCAGCGUAGCCGCGUCAGUACUUCUACCUCGAACGCGUCUGCGCUUAGUGCCUCUGCCAGUGGGAGUGGCAUACGUGAAGUGUAUUCUGUCCCAUCAACGGCAGAAUUAGCAGCUCGACAGAAUUCGGGAAGUACUCAAGUUGACUUGGGAUAUAGUGUUCUUGAGACACCAGAAGCUGCUGUGGACCCGGAAGCUACCGAGAAAUUCAGGAUUGCAUUUGCCUUUGACGAAAAGGAGGUUCUAUUGGGCUAUUUUUCUGGAUACCUAUUCCGUCUUCUACCGGUACCUGGCCGGCUGUAUGUCUCGACCAACUAUUUCUGUUUCAAGACAAGUGGCCCUCUUACUUCCAAGACUCGGAUGAUUCUUCCUAUUCGAGAUAUCUUGAGUGUCGAGAAGACCAAGGGUACUCGGUUUGGCCACUACGGUCUCACAGUCGUUAUUAAAGGACACGAAGAACUCUUCUUUGAAUUUGGCUUUGAUGACCGCCGAAAGGCAUUCGUCGGCAUCCUGGAACGGCAAAUGGAAGAGGUCAGGAAGCGUGCAAGUGCAGGAGAUCUUCCGGUCCUCAGUCAGGGGAAAAAAGAUGCACUCAUCUUGGAGGAGUUCGAGCCUCACAAUUCUACAGACUCAGAUCCCGCCCCUCCUUCCGAAAGCAUGUCUGAAUCACUCCCAGCAGUGAUGUUCACCUCUUCCUCGUCGACUUUCCUGACGUUCAAGCCCAAGGAAUCUUUGCAUUUCACUUUCCUUACGAUUGGUUCGAGAGGAGAUGUGCAACCUUAUAUAUCUCUGGCGAAGGGCCUCAUGGAAGAUGGUCAUCGGGUCAGAAUUGCAACACAUGGCGAAUUCCGUGAAUGGAUAGAAGCCUAUGGAAUUGAGUUCGGUUAUGUUGGCGGAGAUCCAGCAGAGCUUAUGCGCAUCUGUGUUGAGAAUGGCACAUUCACUGUGGCAUUUCUCAAGGAGGGCUUGACAAAGUUCCGCGGGUGGCUUGAUGACCUUUUGAAGACUUCAUGGGAAGCAUGUCAGGGCACAGACGUCCUGAUUGAAAGUCCCAGCGCCAUGAGCGGCUAUCACAUUGCAGAGGCACUCAAGAUACCCUACUUUAGAGCAUUCACGAUGGUUUGGACACGCACUAGGGCAUACCCACAUGCCUUCGCUGUCCCAGAACACAAGAUGGGUGGCGGGUAUAACUAUAUGACUUACGUUAUGUUCGACCAAGUAUUCUGGCGUGCUAUCUCAGGGCAAGUAAACCGUUGGCGACGUAAUGUCCUGCAUUUAGGCAAUACCAGCCUUGAUCGUAUGCAGCCUCACAAGAUACCUUUCUUGUACAAUUUCAGCCCUACGGUUGUUCCCCCUCCUUUAGACUGGCCUGAGUGGAUCCGCGUCACUGGAUACUGGUUCCUCGACGACGCAGAAGUGGGCGCGAAGAAAUGGACUCCACCACCUGAUCUCAUACCGUUUAUCGAUUCGGCUCAUGAAGCUGGCAAGAAAGUCGUUUAUAUCGGCUUUGGCAGCAUUGUCGUCUCAGACCCAGUGGCAAUGACGCAUUGCGUAAUAGAGGCGGUAUUGCGGAGCGGCGUAUAUGCAAUUCUCUCCAAGGGCUGGUCUGAUCGAUUGCACGCGAAGUCUUUAGAAGCAUCUGAACCCGAGGAACCAUUACCCAAGCAAAUCUAUCCGAUUACUUCCAUCCCUCAUGAUUGGUUGUUCCAGCGCAUUGAUGCUGCAUGCCAUCACGGUGGUGCUGGAACUACUGGUGCAAGCUUGAGGGCUGGCAUACCAACCAUCGUCAAACCUUUCUUUGGAGAUCAGUUUUUCUCGGCCGAUCGGGUUGAAGCCCUUGGCAUAGGAACAGGUGUCCGCAAGUUGACCGUGGAGAGUCUGACUGAGGCGCUUGUCUCUGCGACUACAGAUUCCAAACAAAUUGAGAGGGCAAAGCUAGUUGGGGAAAGGAUACGCGCUGAGAAUGGUGUUGCAACCGCAAUCGAGGCCAUCUAUCGCGAUCUUGACUAUGCUCGUUCAUUGAUCAAGCGAACCCCCAAUGAAUCAGAAACGACUCAUGACGUGGAAGCCGCUGUCCGCGACGAGCAGAAUGUCAUAUCAUCACAUUCUACUCUGGAGCGCUCCGGUUCUGGUUCUUGGAAUUCAGGAGAUUCACGCCGAGGCAGCGAAGACUGGAGCCUAAUUUCUGAUAGCGACGACAAGCGUCUAUCUAGUUCACGUAGAUUGAGUGAUGGCAAGCUUGACCGGUCCUCGACUUUCAAACGUAACAGUCUUGCCGCCGCUGUCAUGUCUGUGCUACCAGAUGCACUCACCCCUACCCAUCACCGCCAAUCCACAUUGCCGCAAUCAUAAGUUGA